Corythoichthys intestinalis (scribbled pipefish) is the source of this 1602-nucleotide messenger RNA. It is a transcript of the gene tspan6, whose product is annotated as tetraspanin 6. The transcript has 8 exons. The coding region runs from base 131 to 886 and encodes 251 amino acids. Lineage: Eukaryota; Metazoa; Chordata; Actinopteri; Syngnathiformes; Syngnathidae. Gene Ontology annotation, cellular component: plasma membrane. The record is from RefSeq and is a predicted model, not a curated record.
GAUAGUGAAUCUGGGCCUGUGACGUCAUUUCCCCCUGGAAGCUUGGAUUUAUCCCCCCACGAACUUUUUCAUUCUCUCACUUUUUCUGUUCUUUUUCUUGGACACGUUAGUAGCACCAAACAGGCCUAAAAUGUCGCCGCCUUCAAGACGGCUUCAGACGAAGCCGGUCAUCACCUGCCUGAAGACCCUCCUCAUUUCCUACAGCCUCAUUUUCUGGUUCACCGGCAUGAUUCUGUUGGCGGUGGGCGUGUGGGGGAAGGUCAAUCUCGAGGCGUACAUCUCGCUGUCGACCGACGAGACCACCAACGCGCCGUACGUCCUCAUAGGCACCGGCGCCGCCAUCAUCAUCUUCGGGCUGUUCGGCUGCUUCGCCACGUGCCGAGGCAGCACGUGGAUGCUCAAAUUGUAUGCCAUGUUCUUGACCGUGGUCUUCCUGGCUGAGCUGGUGGCUGGAAUUUCAGGCUUCAUCUUCAGGCACGAGAUUAAGGCGAAAUUGGGUAGCGCGUACAAAAAUGCAGUCGAGUCCUACAACAGCACAGAGACCAGCAGAACUGCAGUGGAUGCAAUCCAGAGGACUUUGCAAUGUUGCGGUGUGAAAAACUACACGGACUGGGUCGGCACGGACUACUUCAAAGAGGGGGGCAUCCCUGCUAGUUGCUGCAAAGUCAACACCAAUUGUUCCCCGGAGACCCUUAAGGACGUGGACAAAGCGAAGAAUGAAGUUUACAAUACUGGCUGCUUCUCUCUGGUGACUAAUGUCAUGGAGUCCAACCUGGGCAUCAUUGCUGGGAUCUCGUUUGGAAUUGCCUUCUUCCAGCUCAUUGGGAUAUUCCUGGCCUGCUGCUUGUCUCGAUACAUAACCAACAACCAGUACGAGAUGGUGUGAGAGUUCCGCCAACGAACUCAGGUGAGGUGGCGGGCUGCUCCCCGACUUAAACGACCGACCCUCCUGUGAUUUUUAAGCCUUUUUUUUUUUUUUUUAUCCGCACACACUACAUGACAGAGGAACAGAAGGGAAUAUUACAAAGGGAGUUUGAGAGGAAAGUAGUUUGAUUCAAACAUUUCAACUUGUUUUCUUAGAUAAAAAGAAUAAACUUUUAAGCCUAGAUGUUAUUGAGUUGAUGUUUUUCGUUCUCGAGUGUUUUAGUAUUGCGUCCAAGUUUCUUGCCUUUAAUUCAUGCAAAUGUCUUAUUUGGUCAUUUUAAUAAAACGUGCAUAGACAGAUCGAUAAGGGAAUGUGUGUGAGGUUAAUUGUGAAGGAAACCGCAUAUUGUAUGCAAAAUACCAAUUGUGAUAACCCACAUUUUCAUAUCAGUCAUCACCAGAGGUGGGUAGAGUAGCAAAAUAUCUGACUCAAGUAAGAGUAGCGUUACUUCAAGUAUGGUAUUCAGGUUUUUACGAAACUAUGAGCAUUUUCCAGUAUUGAUGUGUUCGAGUCCAUGUGUAACAGUCUUGUUGCCAAUAUUGCUGUCUGACGUGUAAAUGUAACUUGUAUAAUUGCUUUUACUAUGUGGAUGAAUUUUAAAAUAAUAAAUGAAGUCAAGUAAAUUCCCUGUUCUAAUGCCAAGUUUUUGUAAUACAAAUGUUACCAAAUCAAUCGCU